AUGCAGAUGGGUCAGAACAGUUCAGACGAGGCCGUGCUGAAGGAACUCGGCAACCGGCUCUCCCGCUAUCGUCUCAACCGCGACCUGACGCAGGAGGCGCUUGCGGAGGAAGCGGGCAUCUCGAAACGCACGCUCAUCCGCCUUGAAGACGGGGAGCCCGUUCAGGCCACCAACCUGAUCCGGGUGCUGCGUGCCCAUGGCCUGUUGCAGAACUUCGAUGCGCUUGUCCCGGAACCGGCCCUCAGCCCCAUCCAGCGGGCAAAGCUUCAGGGCAAGGCCCGCAAGUUGUGGGGCCGGGACAUCGGCGCGGUCAGCUGGGACGUGGACGGCGCGAUCGGCAAUUUCGAAUAUGAUCCCGCCUUCCGCCAAAGCGGCAUUGAGAUCGCACCUUUGACGAUGCCGCUGUCGGAGCGCAUCUACAGUUUUCCCGCCCUGCCGCGGCCGACCUAUCACGGGUUACCCGGGUUGCUCGCCGACUCCCUGCCUGACGAUUUCGGCAACGCCCUUAUCAAUGCAUGGCUUGCCCGCCAGGGCCGGUCUCCCGAGACCUUCAAUCCGGUCGAGCGGCUUUGUUACACUGGAACGCGGGGCAUGGGUGCUCUUGAAUAUCAGCCGGCGCGCGGCCCUGCACUCGACCAGUCUGUCGAGGUCGAUGUCGGAGCCUUGGUCGAUCUUGCCAGCGAGAUCCUGACGAAGCGCAACACCCUGCAAGGCUCGUUUCUACCGGACGAGCGCGAGGAGACUUUGCGGGAUAUCUUGCGUGUCGGGACGUCGGCAGGUGGCGCCCGCGCCAAGGCCAUCAUCGCCUGGAACGAUCAAACCGGCGAGGUCCGUUCCGGUCAGGUGUCGGCGGGCGAGGGUUUCAGCUACUGGCUGUUGAAAUUCGACGGGGUUUCGGGCAACCGGGACAAGGAACUCGACGAUCCGGCCGGCUUCGGCCUGAUCGAAUAUGCCUAUUACCGGAUGGCGAAAGACGCGGGCAUUCAGAUGAGCGAUUGCCGCCUCCUGAAGGAAGGCGGGCGCAGCCACUUCAUGACGAAGCGCUUCGACAGGACGGCGACGGGGCGUAAACUCCAUAUGCAAUCGCUCUGUGCCAUGGAGCAUUUCGACUUCAAACGCGCCGGUGCCUAUUCCUAUGAACAGGCCUUGCAGACGAUCCGGAAGCUCGAUCUUUCCAUCGAAGCGGUGGAAGAGCAAUUCCGCCGCAUGGCUUUCAACAUCAUCGCCCGCAAUCAGGACGACCAUGUGAAGAACAUCGCCUUCCUGAUGGACCGGGCAGGCAGCUGGUCGCUCUCGCCUGCCUAUGACGUGACCUACAGCUACAAUCCGAGCGGCGACUGGACGAGUUCCCACCAGAUGACGCUGAACGGCAAGCGGGAUGGGUUCACUAUAGAGGAUUUCGACGCCUGCGCCCGGCUCGCCUCGAUGAAGCGCGGCCGCGCCAAGGAAAUCGUUCAAGAGGUCCGUGACGCGGUCUCGCACUGGCCGACAAUUGCCGAAGAGACCGGCAUUUCUGACAGCCGCAUUAUGGAGAUCAAACGCAACCAGCGGCUUGCUAUCGCCGGCAGCGGAACCUGA
Molecule: messenger RNA, 1578 nt
Organism: Effrenium voratum
Lineage: Eukaryota; Dinophyceae; Suessiales; Symbiodiniaceae
Source: the annotation of a GenBank genome assembly